GCCAUAUUUCCGAGUUUCUUCGAAAGCAUAUGAGGCAUUGUUUUUGGAUAGAAUCAUCGAAUUAAGAUCGGUCAAAGCUACGGACUUUAGCCGGUCUUGGAGAUCUUUUUUAAAACCAGUAUUUUCAAGCGUCUAGGGUUCAAGAAGCUGGCCCAACGGUUCGACACUUGAAGGAUUUUAGGUCGUCAUUAUCAAUUGCGACCAUGUCCAAAGGACAUAGUAGAGGUGUAUAUUCAACCGAGAAUAUGCGGUAGUCUGUACGCCCGACUAGAUCACUUGUUAAUUGCUUGAAGCGAGGACAAUAGAACUUAUCAUGGCAGCAGCGAGUGAAGCACCAGCCGAGGAAAGACUGAAACAACUUGAAAAUCUUUUCUCUUACGGAGGAAAAGAGAAAGGGUCUUACAGCACGGAGACCUUAUUAGACAUUUUACUGUUGUUGUACGAUGAGUGUUGUAAUUCUACCCUUCGUAGAGACAAAAAUAUCAGUGAAUUUAUUGAGAAUGUGAAGCCGAUAGCCACGAAGAUUAAAACUCUUCGUUUGCGCCGUGAAGAUUUUGAUCCACUAACCUUGAUUGGUAAAGGGGCGUUUGGAGAAGUGACUGUGGUUCGAAUGAAAUCCAAUGACAGAAUAUACGCUAUGAAGACUUUGAACAAAUGGGAAAUGUUGAAAAGAGCCGAGACUGCGUGCUUCAAAGAGGAGAGAGAUGUCCUUGUUUAUGGAGACAAGAAAUGGAUUACCACUCUGCAUUAUGCUUUUCAAGAUGCUGAUUAUUUGUAUUUUGUCAUGGAUUAGUACAGUGGAGGGGAUCUCCUCACUCUGCUCAGUAAAUAUGAAGAUCAUUUGCCAGAAGAAAUGGCCAAGUU
Molecule: messenger RNA, 864 nt
Organism: Stylophora pistillata
Lineage: Eukaryota; Metazoa; Cnidaria; Anthozoa; Scleractinia; Pocilloporidae
Product: serine/threonine-protein kinase MRCK beta
Biological process (GO): actomyosin structure organization; peptidyl-threonine phosphorylation
Cellular component (GO): myosin complex; cytoplasm; cytoskeleton
Molecular function (GO): ATP binding; protein serine/threonine kinase activity
Source: RefSeq, a predicted model, not a curated record